Molecule: messenger RNA, 785 nt
Organism: Glycine soja
Lineage: Eukaryota; Viridiplantae; Streptophyta; Magnoliopsida; Fabales; Fabaceae
Exons: 5
Cellular component (GO): cytoplasm; nucleus
Molecular function (GO): protein-folding chaperone binding; protein folding chaperone
Source: RefSeq, a predicted model, not a curated record
UUUUGGGUAGCGGGAACAAAACGAUUAUUACGAGAUGUGCUCGAAGUUACUCUGAUUGCCUCUGCACUCUGCAAUCAAAUUCAAAACUUGAGGCUAAAUGUUGCUCUGUCACUCCCAACUCUUCACAAAUGGAUGCCGAUGAAGCCAAAAUCUUGCUCGGUUUCCCUCCCAAUUCUCGUCCAACUCCAUCCCAGGUAAAAUCAGCUUACAAAAAGAAGGUGUGGGAAUCUCACCCUGAUCUAUUUCCUUCUCAUGAAAAGCCUCUCGCUGAGUCUAAGUUUAAACUGGUGAGCUGUUCAUUUACUUGUACUCAAUAAAUUUCGUUUUACACAGGUGGGAGAGGAGGAGCUUCAAGUUCAGUUGAUCAAUAUUCACACGUUGUGAGAACUGGAUUCCCAAGGGCUCAUGGAGGAAGAAAAAAUCAUGCUAUGAUUAAAGUCCCAUUCCUUCUAAUCAUUCUGGGAACACUUGCGCUUGGAGGAUUUAAUGCUUCUAGGGCUUACAAAAAGCAAAAGGAUGAAUACCCUUCACACAAUCCAUUUCUUCCUUGAUUUAUCCUCGAGCUAUCCAGUAAAUUGAUAUUUGUUUCCUUAAAGUGAUAUCUUUGUUGUAAUUUGUGAAGAAUGUUAUACCAUAUAUAGAAAGAUAAGUGAUAUGGUGAAGAAUGUUAUGUCAUGCAUAGAAAGGUAAGUGAAAUGGAACCAAUAAAAGUCAUGUGAUUAUCAUAGACUGUAAACUUAUUCCAUCUCGAUUUCAAUACAAGCUAAUUCUUUGAAGGGAUGCCA